AGAUAUAGAAUUAACAACGUGCUCACACUGACAGACAUACAUACUUUAAUCACCAAAGACUACAUCAAGCAUUUAUGAAAGAAAAUCCUUUGUGAAGAUUAUUUCAAUUUAAUCAGGAUUAAAAGUAAAUAAAACUUUUAUCCUUAUCAUCGUUGAAUGAAAUAACUUUAGUUUGAAUGUCUUAAUCAGAAAAUAUACAGAAGGAAACAAUAAGAGUAUGGAGAGCCUGAUGUCCUGUGGUCUUCCUUAAUAACAACCCAUUUUCAAGAGGCUAUAAUCUACUCAAUAGAAAGCAUUCUACCAAGGAUCUUAAUCAGAUUCUGAGAAAAUUCACACUCAAAAUAAACAACAUGCCACUAAAACCAAAACAAUAUAGGUAUUAGCAGCUAUACAAAAGGUUAGCCUUUAUAGGAUGAGUCAUUUCUAAAAUGAUGAAAGUCUAAGUCUUUGAAGUGUUUUCUAUUCAAGCUGGAAAAUAUAUAAAGGCAGGAAUCGUUUACAAAGCAGGUUGACUGAGAAAUUUUUCUUCAUUUUACACGUACUUGUUUGACUCUAUGCAAACAUCAAACUAAGAAUGGCAAAAAUGACUCUCUCUUCCUACAUAUUAAUACUAACUUUUUCUUUGCUUUCUCAAGGUGUUGUACUUUCAGCAUCCAAGUCCAUAAGAAACUUAGAAGAUGACAUGGUUUUUAAUACAUUUAGCCUGGGAAAGGCCUUUCAGAAGGAAGAUACUGCAGAAAAAUCAGUCGUUGCUCCUUCCCUGGAACAAUAUAAAAAUGAUGAGAGUGGUUUCAUGAACGAUGAGGAAAAUAAAAAUUCAAAGAAUGAAGGCUCCAAGCAUAAUUUCUUAAAUCACGGUCUGCCACUGAAUCUGGCUAUAAAACCUUAUCUUGCACUAAAAGGAUCUGUAGCUUUUCCAGCUGAAAAUGGAGUUCAGAAUACUGAAUCAACACAAGAAAAGAGAGGAAUUGGAGAUGAAGAAAAUUCAGCUAAAUUUCCUAUAGGAAGGAGAGAUUUUGACAGUGAGUAGUCUUUUUAAAA
This is a messenger RNA of Ceratotherium simum simum (southern white rhinoceros), 1041 nucleotides long. It is a transcript of the gene PMCH, whose product is annotated as pro-melanin concentrating hormone. The record is from RefSeq and is a predicted model, not a curated record. Gene Ontology annotation, biological process: behavior; chemical synaptic transmission. Lineage: Eukaryota; Metazoa; Chordata; Mammalia; Perissodactyla; Rhinocerotidae. Gene Ontology annotation, molecular function: melanin-concentrating hormone activity; type 1 melanin-concentrating hormone receptor binding.